Gigantopelta aegis is the source of this 2097-nucleotide messenger RNA. Its product is annotated as beta-1,3-galactosyltransferase 5-like. Gene Ontology annotation, cellular component: membrane. The record is from RefSeq and is a predicted model, not a curated record. Gene Ontology annotation, molecular function: hexosyltransferase activity. NCBI's taxonomy places the organism in Eukaryota, Metazoa, Mollusca, Gastropoda, Neomphalida, Peltospiridae. The transcript has a single exon.
UGCAGUGAUGUUGUUCACUUUUGUGUCUACUGUGAUAAUCGUGCAGUUUUUCGGAAAUAGAACCGUAAGAGUUGAUGACGUAACCACAGGCGAAAAGUCUGCUUCUUCUAGAGGAUCAAACAGGACGGCAACUUCAAUAUUCAAAGCAACACCACAAACAGAUCUACCUGUAGAUGGUCCAAAAUUAAAAGCGCAUCCAUUUCGCUAUAUUUUGAAUCCCGACACUUUCUGCAGCAAAAAGGAUAUAUACAUCAUAACAUACGUUCACAGUGCACCGAACAAUUUCGAGAAACGAGACGCAAUUAGUCAGACCUGGGGCAGAAGGAAGUAUUAUCUGAACAAAAGGGUUGAGUUAGUUUUUAUCCUGGGACAAGUCGCAGACACAAGAGUGAUGACGUCAGUGAGGAAUGAGUCGGGUAUCCAUGGCGACAUAGUCCAGAAGGAUUUCGUUGACAGUUAUCAUAACUUGACCUACAAGGCGAUCGCUGCAUUGAAGUCCACGUUUUGUAGACAAGCUGUGUAUGUUUUAAAAACAGACGAUGACAUUUUCGUAAAUUUUUACGUGUUUAUCAGAUAUACACUGUCGACUGUUGAGUUUCGUUAUGGUAGGACAAGGUUGAUUCUCUGCCAUGUCUGGGUGGACAUGGAGGUGAUACGCGACCAACAAUCUAAAUAGUACCUGUCUAAACAAGAUUUUUCGCCAGACGUCUUUCCGCCAUAUUGUUCCGGAUCUGCUUAUUUAAUGAGCCCUGAGGUGAUACGCGACCAACAAUCUAAAUGGUACCUGUCUAAAGAAGAUUUUUCGCCAGACUUCUUUCCGAAUCUGAACAUCACACACAGACCGUUCAACGCUGGAUACAGUUUUUACGCUUCUCGUUUUGAGAAACAGUUAAAAACUGACGAAUACUAUGACGUUGCUAUCUUUCUAAUAGACAAGCUUCAAAGGAUGUUCCUUCUAUGGAACACCGUAAUUGCAACGGAAAAGUAAAGGUGGUAACAAGGACAUUUGAAAUACUGAUAUUAGUAUUCUUCAAGGCUUAUCUUACCAAGGACAUUUCAAACAAUGAUAUUAUCAUUCUCCAAGACUUAUCUUAGCAAGGACAUUUCAAACACUGAUAUUAGGAUUCUUCAAGGCUUAUCUUACCAAGGACAUUUCAAACACUGAUAUUAGUGUUCUUCAAGGCUUAUCUUACCAAGGACAUUUCAAACACUGAUAUGAGUAUUCUUCAAGACUUAAUCUUACCAAGGACAUUUCAAACACUGAUAUUAGUAUUCGUCAAGACUUAAUCUUACCAAGGACAUUUCAAACACUGAUAUUAGUAUUCGUCAAGUCCUAUUUUACCAAGGACAUUUCAAACACUGAUAUUAGUAUUCUUCAAGGCUUAUCUUACCAAGGACAUUUCAAACACUGAUAUUAGUAUUCUUCAAGACUUAUCUUACCAAGGACAUUUCAAACACUGAUAUUAGUAUUCUUCAAGACGUAUCUUACCAAGGACAUUUCAAACACUGAUAUUAGUAUUAUUCAAGAUUUAUCUUACCAAGGACAUUUCAAACACUGAUAUUAGUAUUCUUCAAGACUUAUCUUACCAAGGACAUUUCAAACACUGAUAUUAGUAUUCUUCAAGACGUAUCUUACCAAGGACAUUUCAAACACUGAUAUUAGUAUUAUUCAAGAUUUAUCUUACCAAGGACAUUUCAAACACUGAUAUUCGAUUUUAGAUAUACCUUUUUUCUCGUAGUGGAAAAUAUACAAUGAAAAUAGGCAUAAAAGGUAUCAAUUAAUUAUAAUUAGUUAAGUUCACCAUCAAGAACUAAAGAAGACAUUAAUUAAUUAUUUAAACAGGCCAACAGAACAGAUGUGCAUGAUUAGAAUGAAAGUACUAUUUUAUGUUAUUAAAAGUAGUCAUGUCUAUCAAUUAUUGCUAGUUCUACAACUUGUCAUUUCUGCUAACUAAUAUUAAUUGUGAAAAUCAGUAAAGUAAGUUGCGAAUCAGGUGUCAAAUCAACUAGGGGUCACAAAGCUGUGAAGCUGGCGGGUGGUGUAAUAUUGCAAUUAUUUAUAUUGUUAUAACUGGCAGGGGCGAAUGCAGAGUGAAA